Molecule: messenger RNA, 1632 nt
Organism: Adineta ricciae
Lineage: Eukaryota; Metazoa; Rotifera; Eurotatoria; Adinetida; Adinetidae
Source: the annotation of a GenBank genome assembly
AUGGCAGAGAUAACUUCAAUGAUUCAAGGCAAAUAUCACGUGUGCCAUAGAAUAGUGAGUUCGUGUAAAUCUGCUGGUGAACAACUUCUGGCACGUAAGCCGAUGAGUGAUAUACAAAUUGAAAUCGAAACAGAAAAUGAUAUGCGACGAACAUUAGGAUGGGUCCAGCUGACUGGUAUAGGUCUCGGUUGUGUUAUUGGAAUUGGAAUUUUUACAUUCAGUGGACAAGCCGCUGCCCGUUAUGCAGGUCCAGCGGUGAUCAUUUCUUUUCUUCUCGCUGGUAUUGUUGCCCUCCUUGCAGCUUUAUCCUUCUCGGAAAUGGCAGCGAUGAUGUCAAGUUCAGGUUCAGCAUACACAUAUGCAUAUGCUGAAUAUUGGGCAUGGAUUGUGGCUUGUAAUUUAGCAAUAAUGUAUGAACUAGCCGCAUCUACAGUUGUGAUGGGCUGGAGUAAAUAUGUCGUUCAUCUCGUCAACAUCGCAUUCAAUCGCAAUGUUUCGAGUGUAGUGUUUGAUUCGACGUUGAUGUGGACAAGUGGAACAGUUAUAACUCUUACUGGUGCUGCACUCGAUCUACCCGCUAUUGCAAUCACCGUUGUCAUUACAAUCAUUCUCAUUGUUGGAAUUCGUCAAACAGCUACAAUUAAUUUAAUUCUAGUGUUUAUAAAAGUCAUAAUUUUAUUGAUAUUCGUGUUCGUGUGCUGUAGAUAUAUCAAUGUCGAACAUUAUCAACCAUUCUUUCCCGAAAAUCAAGGAUCAUUUGAUUCGUUUGGAGUAAGUGGAGUAUUGAAAGGAGCAACGUUCGUUUUUCUGGCGUACGUUGGAUUUGAGUCGAUCGGAUCUAUUGCUCAAGAAGCAAAAAAACCAACACGAACAUUACCCGUCUCAAUUAUUGGUUGUACUGUUUUUUCAAUGACAAUUUAUGUCAUUGUCAGUAGCGUCAUGGUUGGCCUAGUUCCUUACUCACUACUAGAUUCGCAAAGUCCUCUAUCGGUAGCAAUCAACACCACACCUUAUGGGCUGUGGUUAUCGAUCAUUAUGGAUAUAGGUGCUAUCGUAAGCCUUGCUACAGUAGCGUUGACAAUGCUGCUUGCGCAAACUCGGAUUUUCUAUGCUAUGGCUCAUGAUCGUUUGUUACCACCAAUUUUUGCUCGUAUAUACUCCAAUACGAAGACACCAUGGAUCUCAAUAUUGAUCAGCGGUACAAUUUGUGCUCUCAUAUCUGGUGUAUGUCCAAUUGAUAUACUCGGUGAAACUACAUCGAUUAGUGCUCUCAUCGUUUACUUCUUCGUACAUAUCAGUGUUAUUGUCAUGCGUUACACCCAUAAGAAUAUGCCGCGCAGUUUUCGAGUUCCGUUCGGUGCAUGGCCAAUACCGACGAUCGGUGCUGCGUUAUGUGUCGCAUUUUUAAUCAAUACAAGCAAGGGUGCUGCCAUUCGACUUGCCAUUUCAAUCGGUAUUGGUAAUAUAAUUUAUUUUUCGUACGCUUUCUGGCAUUCCGACAGACGAAAGAUACUCAAACGCGAUGUAUCAACAACAAGCAUGAGUGAAUUCAUCUCCACAAUCGAAAUACAUAGUGGUAGUUUUACGAAUAUCGAUGCUGAAGGAAGUUCCGUCGAUGAAACUGCAGUGUAA